Molecule: messenger RNA, 1158 nt
Organism: Ectocarpus sp. CCAP 1310/34
Lineage: Eukaryota; Phaeophyceae; Ectocarpales; Ectocarpaceae
Source: the annotation of a GenBank genome assembly
CUAUCUGUGCAGACCCAGCCAUUCGCUGGUGGGUCGGGCCUUGCUUGUGGCCACAUUUCCAGGGCAGGCACGUGUGCUGGACAGACAAAGAUGGUUCGCGGGGACGGGCGCAUAACGUACACCAGGCGCCAUGCCUACCACACCAAGUCUAACAAGGCAAAGGCCGUGAAGACGCCCGGGGGCAAGCUUGUGGCUCACUACCUCAAGAAGUCCGCCAAGGGCCCCAUCUGUGCCGACGCCGGCUGCAACAUCUCUCUCCCCGGGAUCAAGCACUUGCGCCCUAAGGAGUACAAGAACCUCAAGAAGCGCCAAAAGACCGUGUCUCGCGCGUACGGAGGGUCGCUCUGCGCGCCUUGCGUGCGGCAGCGGGUCGUGCGCGCUUUCUUGAUCGAGGAGCAAAAGAUCGUGAAGAAGGUGCUUCUUGAGAAGCAGAAGAAGAAGAAGGCGUAGAUAUUUUCUUGGUCUGGCCGAUCUUCACUUCGUACUUUUCUCGGAAGAAGCGUGACUCGGCCUUGUUGAUACUCCGUCGCUGUACCUAUUGCUAGCGAACCUGCGGUUGCUUGCGGUGGAACGGGUCGUAGAAAACCAAGGUGCAGGAUUGGGCGACGCCAACUUGUGACGCUGUCCGGUCGGUAGGCUAGCUCUCGAGAGUCUGCCUUACGCCGUGUGUGCCUCGAAUGGAAAUUAAAAAAUCAUAAACGUCGGAGGAUUCGGCGGGAUGACGUGCUUUGUUCCCGUUCCCAUUUUUUCGGCGUGCUUGGUCUGUUCGUGAAUGCUAUACGCGAUGCUUUCACGUGUCGUUGGGAACGGUCUGCAGCAUGCAGCGUUCGGUAUUGCCUGAGUCCGGCCGCUAUCCGCGUUGUCCAGUAUGAAACAUGUGCCGUAAAGUGCGCGUGUGUGAUCUGACCCCUCACGACGUAUUUCGUGUUUGAUGCGGAAUUGGUGGUACAAACCUUUCGCGGGGAAGAACGAGCUCCCACAUUGCACUCGGAUGCGCUCGUCCUGUGAAGCUACUUGCUCUGUGCACGGAUGGCACGUAGACAAACUCAAAGAUAUGAACUUGCCUCGCGGAGCCAGCAAGCAGCCCCAUCUCUACCUACGUGUGUGUACCGCCUCUUGAAAGAAGUUUAAUAAUAGCGGGCCGGGGAGACAGCGACU